UCAUUCAAGCCGACAGUGAGAACCACACCCAUCGGCCAUGAUCAGAGCUCAGGGCGCCGCAAUGCAUGAGAGUCGGAGCAUGCAGCACAGUGAAGGCCCUGCCGCGGUGCUUGCCAUCGCCACAGCGAACCCGUCGGGCACCAUCCUGUCCCAGGAUGAAUUCGCCGACCAGUUCUUCCGCAUAGCCAAGAGCGAUCAGCUUAUUGGCCUCAAGGAAAAGCUAAAAAAAAUAUGCCAUAAAACAGGCAUAGAGAAGCGGCACUUCCACCUGAACGAAGAAAUCCUCCGUGCCCACCCGGAGUUCCUCGACAGAGCUCUUCCAUCCCUCGAUGCUCGCAUCGACAUCGUCGCAACCGAGGUCCCCAAGCUCGCAGAGUCCGCGUCGGUGAAGGCCAUCGCCGAGUGGGGACGUCCAGCCACCGACAUCACCCACCUCGUCUUCAGCACCUACUCCGGCUACCGUGCUCCGAGCGCUGACCUCCGGCUAGCCUCCCUCCUCGGCCUCCGCACUUCCGUCUGCCGCACCAUACUCAGCCUCCAUGGCUGCUACGGCGGCGCCAGGGCGCUUCACUUGGCAAAGGAGCUCGCCGAGAACAACCGCGGCGCGCGCGUCCUCGUCGCCUGCUCCGAAAUCACCCUCGUCUGCUUCACCGGUCCUGACGGGAGCAACCUCGUCGGCCAUGCUCUAUUCGGUGACGGCGCCGGCGCCGUCAUCGUCGGCGCUGGGCCCUUGGCCGCCGGCGAACGCCCAGUGUUCGAGAUGGUUUCCGCCACGCAGACGACGAUACCGGAGACGGAGUACGCGCUGGGCAUGCAAGUCUCAGAAGGCGGCUUAGAUUUCCACCUCGCCAUCCAGGUGCCGAUGCUGCUCGGACAGAACGUCGAGCAGUGUCUGCGCGACGCAUUCAGGUCGGCGGCGGCGCUGGUGGGAGACGACGACGACGGCGACGUCGAGGUGACAUGGAACGACCUCUUCUGGGCUGUGCAUCCGGGUGGCCGCCCAAUCUUGGACAAGAUAGAGGAUGUGCUUCAGCUGGAGCCUGGGAAGCUGGAGGCCAGCCGGCAAGUUCUGCGGGAGUACGGAAACAUGAGCGGCGCAACGAUAGUCUUCGUGCUAGAUGAGCUACGACGACGCCGGCGGCGGCGUAGGGAGGAGGAAGGCGACCAUGACCACCAGCUACCGGAGUUGGGGGUGAUGAUGGCCUUCGGGCCGGGAAUCACAAUCGAGACGAUGGUGCUGCGCAUCCCGAGCGACCCAAAGGGGAAUUAGCUGGUUUUAUGUACGUAUUUGUUAUUUAUUUUUAAUGUGACCCUUGUUGUUGGCAUUGCAUGCUACUAGUAAUUUGCAUGAUGUUGAAUAAUUGCUUGUUGGGACGUGUAUGUCAGUGUGACUGCUUAGUUGAAUUUCUGCAGUUUAAGUGUGUACUACGUGUGUAUUCAGUUCAGCUGUUUCAAAUAAACAGAUGUGUGUUGAAUAUAGUAUUAUAGUUAUGGUC
Sorghum bicolor (sorghum) is the source of this 1496-nucleotide messenger RNA. Its product is annotated as bisdemethoxycurcumin synthase. The record is from RefSeq and is a predicted model, not a curated record. Gene Ontology annotation, biological process: polyketide biosynthetic process. Bases 38 to 1270 code for a protein of 410 amino acids. NCBI's taxonomy places the organism in Eukaryota, Viridiplantae, Streptophyta, Magnoliopsida, Poales, Poaceae. Gene Ontology annotation, molecular function: acyltransferase activity, transferring groups other than amino-acyl groups. The transcript has 2 exons.